Oncorhynchus gorbuscha (pink salmon) is the source of this 5779-nucleotide messenger RNA. Its product is annotated as protein FAM163B-like. The record is from RefSeq and is a predicted model, not a curated record. Bases 1331 to 1825 code for a protein of 164 amino acids. Lineage: Eukaryota; Metazoa; Chordata; Actinopteri; Salmoniformes; Salmonidae. The transcript has 3 exons.
UAAGGUGAUGCGUUUCUAUGAUCUUACAGUCCUCUUGUCGAAGAUGAGAAUAGGACAGAGGUGUCGAAUCUAACUCUUAGGGAUGCUCUUCACGUCGACAUCUCACGAGUCGAUACUGUAGUGAUUCAACUUGUCACAGUUUUACAACAGCCAUAUACUACAUGAACAUUUGGGCAUAGGCUACGAGGAGCGCUGACUUUAAUGACCACUUUCUCUGCUCUGUCUGCUCAGCCGCGGUUUACUCUAUUCAGCGGUGAUAUUUUCCUAGGUUUCUUUCUUCUGUCUCAAUCUCAACGCUUUCGAUUGGAGCACCACCAAUGCCGAUCAUUUUUUUUGUCUGCUGAUUUCCAUUUGCGCUGGGAGCGCGAGGAAAUACGCUACACAGCAAGGUUAUAACGAACAAGCCGCCCAGUACAGGAAUUAUAGGGCGACUACCCGAGUGUCAGGAAUACGGUCUACAUUCGCUGAUGGACUAACCGAACCAACUGCAGCCACAAGCCUAACAGUGGAGCCAAAACCGGGAGGGGAGAAAGAACAGCUUCAAUUCCCUGACGGUUAUUUCUCAAAGCACCCCCGGGACAGGAAAUCUGACCACUUCUAAAUGUGGAAAACUGCUUUGUGACGGUUACACAUGCUUUUGUUUUGCGCGGUAUGGGUGUAAGGACCGUAUUUUAAAGAUAUCCAGCAGAUACCAGGCAGUCACAAUACAACCUAUCAAACUCCGUCCAACCGGGCGCUGGUGGUAUAUGGCUGCAUGCCUUAUCAGAACAUAUAUUUUUGUCGUUUCUUUGGACGUAUUUUGAGAUUAUUUUAAGCAGAUUUGGAUACUUUGUUUUUGCGUUGCAUGUGAAUUGAAAGGAGCCUGGAAUUGGCCUUUAUAUGACUUUUCUAUCCUAUAUGAAGGAGUUGGAUAGCGGAACGAGAGGAGAGCGACACAAACAAACAACGGGGACUCAACACUAUUCAUAUUGAGAUCAUUUCGUUGUGAUUUUAGUAGACAUUAUUAACUCAUAUUUUAGUCUAUGCCUUAAAUCCAUUUUAUAGUUCGUAUUAAAUAGUUAUUAAUGUAACGUUUUGUUUUGGACACUUUUCCAUGCGGGGAUCGGUCAUAUGGUGAAACUGGAGGGGUUAACACAACUGUUAGGGGUUCAGUCAAGCAGUGACAGAAAUAAACUCAUCAUUAUCACCCAAGUCUGCCCGCGACCCUUCGGUGACUCACGUGCCAGCCUCGGUGAUGGUCGGAAUAGAGAUCUAACAAGACAGCAACCCUGCUGAUGCGACCAGGUACAUUUCAAAUAUCUGUGAAGGCUGUUGAUGGAGAGGAUUUCGAAUGACAGCCGGGACAGUGGUCAUCACAGGCGGUAUUUUAGCUACAGUUAUUUUACUGUGCAUCAUCGCAGUACUGUGUUACUGUAGACUGCAGUAUUAUUGCUGUAAGAAGGAGGAGUUGGAGUCGGAGGAGGAGGAGCCCGACUUUGCAGUGACGUCCCGCCUCCCGCCAGUCCACUCCAACCAUAACAUCGUGGCGGCGUCAGUCGCCGCCUCCACCCCUAACGGCCCCGCCCUCUUCACACCGCCUUUAGCGCGGAAACUAACGCGCUCGCAGACAUUUUGCCCUUCGUGCACACACCAUGAUGUGCCCUUCUACCUGCAGCAUCCGGACGGCCUGCGGAACGGCGGCGACCGCAUCAGCUACCGUAGCAUCCAACAGCAUGACCUGGAACUGCCCUUAGAAAUGCCCAGCUACCACAAACUGAACCUGACCCGGUCAGUCACCAUGAGGGACAUGUUCAACCGCAGCUGCAGCAUCAGCACUGACGUCUAGUGGUGUCGGCGACACCCCGUGGCAUGGAGGGCUCAUGGAAACGGAUAGAUAAAUACAAUGGGGACAGAUAGUGGGACUGCAGCUCGACAACCACAGCUCCAUGUCCCUCGGUCUUACGCUGAGAUAUAACCGCACAUUAACUGGUGAAAAUAUAAGCAUUAAAAAAAUCCAUCCUCUCCUCAUCCGCUUGGUCUGUGGUGAGUAGGAUGUUGACCCUCAAAUAAAACCGUUUCUAUUCUGUCUGGACUCGUAUUGGAUUACCCUAAACCUAAACGGUCUAACUAAACCACCCUCCGGUCUAACUAAAUGACCCUCCGGUCUAACGAAACCACCCUCCGGUCUAACUAAACCACCCUCUGGUCUAACGAAACCACCCUCCCGUCUAACUAAAUUACCCUCCGGUCUAACUAAACCAUCCUCUGGUCUAACGAAACCACCCUCCGGUCUAACUAAACCACCCUCCGGUCUAACUAAAUGACCCUCCCGUCUAACGAAACCACCCUCCGGUCUAACUAAACCACCCUCCAGUCUAACUAAACCACCCUCGGGUCUAACUAAACCACCCUCCGGUCUAACUAAACCACCCUCCAGUCUAACUAAAUUACCCUCCGGUCUAACUAAAUUACCCUCCCGUCUAACUAAACCACCCUCUGGUCUAACUAAACCACCCUCCGGUCUAACUAAACCACCCUCCGGUCUAACUAAACCACCCUCUGGUCUAACGAAACCACCCUCUGGUCUAACUAAAUGACCCUCCAGUCUAACUAAACCACCCUCCAGUCAAACUAAAUGACCCUCUGGUCUAACUAAAUGACCCUCCGGUCUAACUAAACCACCCUCUGGUCUAACUAAAUGACCCUCCAGUCUAACUAAAUCCCCUCCGGUCUAACUAAAUUCCCUCCGGUCUAACUAAAUCCCCUCCGGUCUAACUAAAUGACCCUCCAGUCUAACUAAAUCCCCUCCGUUCUAACUAAAUUCCCUCCGGUCUAACUAAAUCCCCUCCGGUCUAACUAAAUGACCCUCCGGUCUAACUAAACCACCCUCUGGUCUAACUAAAUGACCCUCCAGUCUAACUAAAUCCCCUCCGGUCUAAUUCCACCACAUCAACUGUACCUUUGAAUAAUAAAUACCAGCCUUUCUGUAGUUGCUGCUAAAUAAACCAAGAAACCAUGGUGAUAAGGAUAAAUAAGAGGGCUAUGGAGCCACCUCCCACUACUGCCACUCUCCACCAAUCCCCAGCCUGAUCACCAGAAAGGGGACGGAGCAGAUCAAAUCCGAAGUUAUGGUCCAAGUUAUAGAGUAUGCCAUCCAUCACAUCAUGGUUUGGAAUAGGAGGAGUGAUGGAAGAGAGGGGAGCAACAUGUUAUAGACCAUAAAAACAUAGGACAUUAAGGGCUUCUAGUGGAUUAUGGGGAAUGGAUUACUCUGCUCUUUUUCCACAUGAUCUUAGAGAGAGAGAGAGAGAGAGAGAGAGAGAGAGAGAGAGAGAGAGAGAGAGAGAGAGAGAGAGAGAGAGAGACCUUUUACUAAGAGAACAUUGGAGACUAGCUGCUUCUUAAGGAAGACCAACCAGGGUGAUGGCUUGAUCUUGUCUUGUACAUACAGCUGCAGAUUAUGAUUCUGUUCUUAAUGUCCGUGUGUUAUGAGGGUGAGACGUGUGUCCCCCUAGUGUGUGUCUUACAUACCAACGAAAUUAUGUAUAAAAAUCAUUCUAGCCAGCGUUGUACACGACAUGUUAUCCUACUUUUCAAACUAACUGGACUGCAAUAACAGUAGAAGGACAUUAAAGCGUGGGCUUUUCAGUUAUGUUAUUUAUUAAUGUGCCAAUUUACCAAACAGUGUGUAGAGUUGGCUUAACUCGUUGGGAUAAACAAGCUAUGAGGUUUUUGAAAAGUUGUUUUCCCUUUUUUAGGUUUUACUUCAGUCGUUACUGUAAACUGUCUAUUCUAAUUAGGUCUGAUGAGAAAACAUACUGAUGACAAAAACUAAAUAAACAACCUUCAUAUUUUAUACACUUUAGCUUUACAAUGUAAUUUAUGGUAAUCUUGUUCACUGGAGUUUCAAAUCGUGGUCUUUUCACCUGAUUCCUUGUGUCUAAAAUCUGAGAUCCACGGGCUAAUAAAGCUCAACAAUAUUUUGUGGCUUUUCUUCAUCCAAUUGGUUUGGACUUGGCCUAGCUCCUUCCACACACCUUGCUGGACUAAGAGGAUGUACUAACUCUGCACUCCAUUGAGCGGCCUGGAAGAGUCUGGUCGUUCUUUCUGGGUUCUGCUAGCAGCACCGGAGGAGAGAAGGCAUCAGCUGUGCUGUGUGUACAGUAUAGUCAGGAUGGGGAAGGAGAGACUCUGUGGUUGUGUUUUCAUGCCCACGGGGUACUCUUUCAAUCAGAUUAUUUACUGCUAAGAUUAAAUCGGAGGGAAUGUGCAGUGGGGGCUGGAAUCUGAUUGUUAUUGUCAUUGGAUGCAUUGCCUCUGUUCUCUCGUUUAUUUGACCACCCCUGGUUUACCAGCAAACACCUAUGUUUUCUUUGGUUUGUUUAUUCCAUCCCUGGUUUACCAGCAAACACCUAUGUUUUCUUUGGUUUGUUUAUUCCAUCCCUGGUUUACCAGCAAACACUGUUGUUUUCUUUGGUUUGUUUAAUCCAUCCCUGGUUUACCAGCAAACACUGUUGUUUUCUUUGGUUUGUUUAAUCCAUCCCUGGUUUACCAGCAAACACUUUUGUUUUCUUUGGUUUGUUUAUUCCAUCCCUGGUUUACCAGCAAACACCUAUGUUUUCUUUGGUUUGUUUAUUCCAUCCCUGGUUUACCAGCAAACACUGUUGUUUUCUUUGGUUUGUUUAAUCCAUCCCUGGUUUACCAGCAAACACUGUUGUUUUCUUUGGUUUGUUUAAUCCAUCCCUGGUUUACCAGCAAACACUGUUGUUUUCUUUGGUUUGUUUAUUCCAUCCCUGGUUUACCAGCAAACACUGUUGUUUUCUUUGGUUUGUUUAAUCCAUCCCUGGUUUACCAGCAAACACCUAUGUUUUCUUUGGUUUGUUUAUUCCAUCCCUGGUUUACCAGCAAACACCUAUGUUUUCUUUGGUUUGUUUAUUCCAUCCCUGGUUUACCAGCAAACACCUAUGUUUUCUUUGGUUUGUUUAUUCCAUCCCUGGUUUACCAGCAAAUACUGUUGUUUUCUUUGGUUUGUUUAUUCCAUCCCUGGUUUACCAGCAAACACUGUUGUUUUCUUUGGUUUGUUUAAUCCAUCCCUGGUUUACCAGCAAACACCUAUGUUUUCUUUGGUUUGUUUAUUCCAUCCCUGGUUUACCAGCAAACACUGUUGUUUUCUUUGGUUUGUUUAUUCCAUCCCUGGUUUACCAGCAAACACUGUUGUUUUCUUUGGUUUGUUUAUUCCAUCCCUGGUUUACCAGCAAACACUGUUGUUUUCUUUGGGUUGUUUAUUCCAGCAAGUGAAACAUUUUGUCUGAACAGUAUGUGACUUUUUAUUUAAUUGAUCUAUUCUUGCAUCAUGUUUAUUCAAAACAAACACACAGAUACAUAUACAGUACACACAUGUAUGAAUACAUAAUUUUUUUCAAAAAUGUAUCUUCUUUUUAACAACUUUACUACUGACAGCCGCACAGGAAAUUAGUGCCAUAAAGACUUGUAUGAGAGACAAACAUUAUAUUUAUUUUAACUUUGAUAAUUAUUAUUAUUAUUCUAAAGUAUUGGUGUUCUUUGCUGAACUACAGUAUUGCAUAAUCUCAGUAUUUGCAUUUUAUGAUCAACUUUCUUUGUUUCUGAGCUCUCUAAGGUAAAACAUGUUUUUGUUAUUGUUUUGACUGUAUGACUAACCAACAUAGGGUCAAUAAAAGGGUGUGAAAAUCUCUAGUAUUUAUGCGCUUCUCUACUGCUGUAGUUGUCACAAGGAAAGCAAAUACAUAUUUUCUUACUAAAGACUUGUCUAAUGACCUCC